CGUUCAUCUGACACUGGCAACUGUCUCAUUGCCCAAAAAAGAGACUGCCGCCGCCUAUCUACCUAAUCAACAAGGUACCAAGCUACCUACGAAUAGGCGGGCUUCCUCCCCUUCCUUCCGUCAGCGGAAUCCAGUGGGAGUAAGGUACAUCCCGAGGCCUAACACAGGAACGUCUAGUGUGUAUCCGUCCCAUUCUCCGAAUCCCCCGGCGGCCACACCGUCCACAAAUACAAGAAUAAACUCGAACUGAACCACGCUACCAACGACACGGUAACGAGCCUCGCCCGUCGCCAACAGACGUAAAGAUGCGGUCGGUUGGGGGCGACUAAACCUAAAUCUUUGAAGAUAUCCAGCUGCUUCGGUAUCGCAUCACACUAUCCAGUUCAGCCUUGGAAACCGGCAUGGGAACUGUGUACCGACCUGCAGUUCGUGGAACACAUCGCAGCAAGUUUCUUUUCACUUUUCGAUCCAGCAUACGGCAAGGCGCUCCCCAGGCUUCUGACGAACACCUGGAGGUCACAUUCCCCCGCUCUAGACACAACUCCCUGCUCUCAGCUACGGCUGGGGGUGCAGUUCUUGUUUCGACCUGGCCAACUCUCUCAAAACUUUCUCCACUUUGGCGCUGCAGGCGCAGAUUGCCCGGUUCAUAUGAGGAAGUCUGCAUUAGCAUGGUGCUCGCCGAGACAACCUUAUCGGCCGGAAACUUGGCACUUGAUCGAUGCGGUUCUCAUCCUCGGCAGAAGAAUGCGGGUGAUCAUGGCCUCAACGUACUUGGAAGCAGUCAAAAAUCGAAUGUCUGGACGCACUGGUCGGCUUUCUUUGUGAUGAUACCACCAAAUGAGUAUUUUUAUUGGGACGUAUAUACUUGCAACGGGCUACAAAACAGCCGGUCGACCGCGAUGAAGCCACAAAUAACUAGAGCGACAAAAAUCUCGACUGAACCGCCCCCACGGUUACUCGUUCACCACCCUCAAAUGAGUCCAACGACUCAGUUGCCGGGAACUGUCCCAAACGCUGAUCAACUCUAUUUGAGUCGACUAGAUACUUGGCCCGGUUCAAUAGCGCCAGCCAAAACCAGCAGCGUUGGGCGAGGCCACGGCCAGCCUCGACAGCCCCGACAAGCCGCAAGCCACUUCCUGUGUCGCCUUACCUCUUCCUCUUGCGUCGAUAAUACCAACGCCUCCUGCCUCUCUACAUGGUAUGGGACGCUUCUCUCGACCAUGACUGCAGUGUAUGCUUGGACCUGUUCUUGGGGUUGCAAUCUGGUAUAGUGGCCAAGCCAACCAAUGCCAAGCUGGUCUUUCUGUCAGAUGUGCAGGAGCUGACAGCCAUCGUAACGGCACGUAUGCAUACAAUGCAUGACGAUGUUACUUAGGAACCUCGUAUCCAAAACCCAUUCUCAUAGCUCGCGGGGUCUUGGAUGGCCUCUCCGUCACGAUACAGGUGGUAGCAUUGGCCGAAUUGCAUAAAGCUGGCCAAGAAAAUUUGCAA
Colletotrichum godetiae is the source of this 1491-nucleotide messenger RNA. RefSeq lists its product as uncharacterized. The record is from RefSeq and is a predicted model, not a curated record. Lineage: Eukaryota; Fungi; Ascomycota; Sordariomycetes; Glomerellales; Glomerellaceae. The transcript has 2 exons. Bases 402 to 1271 code for a protein of 289 amino acids.